This is a messenger RNA of Trametes versicolor FP-101664 SS1, 831 nucleotides long. Its product is annotated as S-adenosylmethionine transporter. Gene Ontology annotation, cellular component: mitochondrial inner membrane. The record is from RefSeq and is a predicted model, not a curated record. Gene Ontology annotation, molecular function: S-adenosyl-L-methionine transmembrane transporter activity. Bases 1 to 831 code for a protein of 276 amino acids. Lineage: Eukaryota; Fungi; Basidiomycota; Agaricomycetes; Polyporales; Polyporaceae. Gene Ontology annotation, biological process: transmembrane transport. The transcript is spliced from 6 exons.
AUGUCUGCACAAUCUUCGCCGACAUUUUACCAGUCGUUAGCGGCUGGCGGACUUGCCGGGACAGCGGUCGACCUGCUGUUCUUCCCCAUCGACACCGUGAAGACGCGCCUUCAAUCAUCGCAGGGGUUUAUAAGUGCCGGCGGUUUCAAGGGGGUCUACAAAGGUGUUGGGAGCGUGGUGGUUGGGAGCGCGCCUGGAGCCGCGGUCUUCUUCUGCACCUACGAUACGCUCAAGAAGACCAUCCCCCUACCCUCUGAGUAUGCGCCAGUCACGCAUAUGAUAGCCGCCUCUAUGGGCGAGGUGGCGGCAUGCUCUAUACGCGUCCCCACUGAAGUGAUCAAGACGCGGAUGCAGACGUCGACAUACGGUGCCGCGGCGCAGUCGUCUUUGACCGCCGCGAGGUUGGUCAUGUCCACCCAGGGCAUCCGCGGUUUCUACAGAGGCUACGGCUCUACAAUCAUGAGAGAGAUUCCCUUCACAUCACUACAGUUCCCUCUAUACGAGCUACUGAAGAAUCGUCUGGCACGAAUUCUGGACAGACCGCUGCACGCGUACGAGGCAGCCGUGUGCGGUAGCUUCUCGGGAGGCGUAGCAGCCGCCCUCACAACACCUCUAGACGUCCUGAAGACUCGCGUGAUGCUCGAUCUACGAGACUCGGCAAAGCACGCGCAGCCGUCACUGGCUACACGGUUUCGCGAGAUAUACACGGUAGAGGGUCCAAAGGCGCUAUUUGCGGGCGUCGUACCACGAACUCUGUGGAUAUCUGCUGGCGGCGCGGUGUUCCUGGGCGUGUAUGAAUGGGCCGUUCAUUCGCUGAUGGGUUCGCCUUAG